This is a messenger RNA of Solanum dulcamara, 1693 nucleotides long. RefSeq lists its product as uncharacterized. The coding region runs from base 574 to 1560 and encodes 328 amino acids. The record is from RefSeq and is a predicted model, not a curated record. The transcript is spliced from 2 exons. NCBI's taxonomy places the organism in Eukaryota, Viridiplantae, Streptophyta, Magnoliopsida, Solanales, Solanaceae.
GAAAAAUAAGAUUGUGGCCUUGUUAACAUUUUCUACGCCUCUACUUUAUACCAGAAUAAGUAUCUUCCCAGAAAGUGAUUUUGAUUCGUUCCAUGGCUUUUAUUGUCUACUGGGGUGUAGUAAAAAAGAGAGAAAGGGGAAAAAAGAAGACAGACUUGGUUGGAAAAAAUUGCUCCUUCUUGUUGCAGAGAAUAAAAGGUACCAAGGAGAGGGGCCUCAUUCUCCCUCAAAAAUCAAACUUGUCCACUAUCAAAGAAAUCCUUAAAAGCUAAUCUUUGACUUUAUCAAGCAAAUACAAUUGCUUCGUUUUGGUUUCACUUGAUAAAUCAAUCAAUAAUUAUGCCUCAAUUCCAAAUUAGUUGUAUCAACUUUAUAAUUCAUCUAUAUCUAUUCAUUUAAAAGAUUCGUUGGAAUUAGAUUAUUUUUACGUUAUCAAUCAACCUACUGUUUCCGUGAUAAUUUAGAUUAAAUUCUCUGUACACAGGCAUCCCAAGCAAGCAUAAAUAUAUGAGCUAGCUCACACUCAACUCAUUAAGGUUCUUCAGAAUUUCUCUUUUGGAACCAAACUAAAACAUGAUGAACAGCACCAGUAUAAAACCCCCGAGGACAUCAGGGACAUCUAUGGUAGCAAUGAAAAGAUUGAAUAAUACCUCUUCGUUCUCGUUGGCACAAGCUCCACUCUCAGCUGUCUCUGCUCAUUCCUCAGCUGCAAAGACCAAGGGUGGUAACCAGCCAUCUCCCACUCCAACCUACAUAGAGUUCCCAACAUCACCCCAGCCACCUGAUGAUCACACUGGGUAUCAUGCUAAUCAUAAUGGAACAAUUGUUCAUCAUACUCACUCAAAGCACCCGCUUGCAGAGAUUACUCUCUCAGAACUAUUUACCUGUUCAGGUUGCAAGGAGUUUGGCAUUGGCCGUAGGUAUGCAUGCCAAGAUUGUGAUUUUCAGCUUCAUCACUUCUGUGCCUUAUCUCCACCUUCUCUUAAGGCUCAUCCUUUCCAUGGCCAGCACCAACUCGUCUUCCAUGCUAAACCUAAACAAGUUAAAGCUGGAAUAGCGUGGCCAAGGUGUGAUGUCUGCUGCAAGUCCACCAAAGGAUUCACAUUUAGAUGCAGAGUCAACUCCUGUAAUUUCCAGAUGCAUCCUUGUUGUGCCAUGCUUUCCACCGAGAUUAAAUUUCCCAAUCAUCCGCACCUACUAAAAGUCUUACCCCCAGGAAACACUUUGCCAGGUGGCGCUGGUGGUGGUAAUGAUCAAUCAGGAAUGGUAUGUGGUGAGUGCAAGAAGAAAAGGUCAUCAGGUCGAGUGUACAGCUGCACAGGCUGUGACUACUAUCUUCAUGCACUGUGUGCCAAGUCCAUGAUCAAUGGCCUCCAAGAAUAUGGAAUCAAGCCUCCUGAAAAGCCCAAUAUGCUUGGGACUGCAGCUCGUCUCGCUUCUCAGGUUGUUAUUGAAUUUAUUGGCGGUCUUAUUGAAGGAUUUGGAGAAGGGGUCGGAGAGGUUCUGGUUCAGAAUAUUGGGAGAGGAAGAAGAAGCAGUAACAGAAGAAGAAUUGGAUGAAGCAAACUUCAAUGCACAGGGAGCACCAUCCCCUCCCAAUUAAUAUUUCCAAACCCCUUCCCCUCCAUUUUCUUUCACUCUCGACAAAGUGAAACAAAAUGCUAAUUAAUUAUUCCUUAUUAUUAUUCUUAAA